AUGAUGAUCGUAACAACCGCCGGAUUGCUAACCAAUCGACGGAUUCCGCCUCAGAUAUCCCUGGAAAGCGCGGGAAUGAGGAUUCUUCGUCUCUUGUCAAAAUCUCGUGCUCGAUUUGCCUCCAAUGUGGUCACCAAUUCCAUUUGGGGUCCUGUAAUGGUGGCAGCUGAUGGUUCAGAUGAUGCUGAAAGGGGUGCUGUCUGA
Molecule: messenger RNA, 204 nt
Organism: Eruca vesicaria subsp. sativa (arugula)
Lineage: Eukaryota; Viridiplantae; Streptophyta; Magnoliopsida; Brassicales; Brassicaceae
Source: the annotation of a GenBank genome assembly